CUCCACGUCCGCAUGCAAAUAAGCGAGAGCACCCGAAGGCGUACGUCUGCAAAAUCUGACGUUUCCGUACACCUGCCACGAUGGCUUCUCCGCCGAAUGAUAAAAACACAGCAAAAAACGAGGUUUCCGUAAAUGUAGACAUAACGAAAACAAACAUGCAAACUCCAACUAGCAAAAACAACCAGUUGGGCGAAAUCGCAAUCGAAGCGUCCGAAAUUGUUAGUAGGUUAGAGCAGGUUGCCGAAGGGACAAGCCUGGCCGAUGCGGCCUACAACCAGCCGACGGUGUUCCUGGGCCUGGAGCAGAAGCGCACCGAGGAAAUCAUCCAGAUAAUCCAGGGCUUGAUCAGUGUGGAUGAGGACGGGGAGCCGUUGAGUCUGCACAGUCUGGACAACGUGGCCAAGCUGGUGAUGGUUUCGCACAGCAUUGCGGCGUUUUGCAGCGGGCUGGAGCGCCCCGUCAUGCAGAAGCUGAGCACGAGGUUCACCACGGACGCCACGCGCUGGAUCAGCCAGAUUUUCGGUUUUCUCGACUCGUCGUCGUUUUAUCACGACGACCACCUCGAGGGGCUGGUCAGAGUGACCAGAAUGAUGCUACAUUACAAGUACCCCCGGUAUCUGGAAGACGGUGCUCUGGCCUUUACUGCCUCGCUCCCAACUAUUUACAGCAGUGUGGCGAGUCCUUUGGUCGUAGUCCAGCACUUGUGUCGCCAGUUGGGGCUUCCCCUAGCCUGUGUGAGGCCCGUGCCGGUCAAUACUCACUUCGGUUCGCAGUACACGAUGGACGUAGCGUCGUUACAAAAAAUGUUAGCUGAUGAUGUUAGCGCCGGUAGGACCCCUUUAAUUGUGAUUGCCGAUGCUGGGACCCCUAUUACGGGGCAUGUUGAUAAUAUUUCGAGGAUUAAGGAGUUGUGUCGGUUACAUGACGCCUGGUUGCAUCUAAGGGGGCACAGUUUGGCCGCCUUGGCGCUGCCAAACUACCAACGCAAUGGCCAUAUCGUCCCAGUUGCUGACAGUUAUACGUUAUCACUCGGUAGUUGGCUGGGAAUCGCCGGCUUACCAAUGGUCACUUUGUAUCGCCUUUGGGAGUCGACCUCGAACCUCAAUCGCAGUAAACAAGUGGGAGCCACCCGUGAAAGUACGCUUCCAUUUCUAGCCGGUCUAAAUAACGACCACCAAGGUCGCCGAAUAUUGGCCUUGCCCUUAUGGGCCGCUUUACAGGGUCUAGGUCGAGACGGGGUGCAUUCUAGGAUAAGGGAUGAUUUUUUGGCUAGUGAACGGCUUUGGGCGGCCUUGGACCGCUAUCGGCACGUUCGAGUUUUGAGCCAAAAACCAGGCGGUGAGAGCGGCACUUACACCGUUUCAGAGCUCAUUUCCAAGCCUGCUAACAUAAACCUGCUUUUCGAGUCGACGGCUUGCUGCGUAGUCUUCCAAUUCACCCCCGAGCUGAGCGAGGGCGAAGUCCUCACAAAAGUGCCUCCCUAUUACGAUAAACUCAACUCCUGGUUGGGCCAAAUUUUGCAAUUGGACGCCCCCCAAGUUCCCGUCGACAUAUGCGAGCUUGAAAACGUCGGUGUCGUGCUACGUUUCUGCCCUUUUGAAAACAUCACCGGUCAACAACCCACCCUUGAGGAAAUCCAAACUUUUGUUCAAUGUCUUGAACAACAGUUGGUAAUUCUCCGAGCGACAAUACAACACAAGGAAACUUUCAUUAAAUUAGUUUCGGAAUCGCCGGUUUUGAAAAUAGUUGAUUUGCCCGACUGGGCGGGGCUUGGCGGUGUUAGAUACGCCCCCGAAGGGUGGGAGCAACUGUUAACCGAUCAGGCAAAGGAGGAGUUGAAUAAUUUGAACAUGGCGCUUGUUGAUUCGCUACGAUCGACCGAUUCGGCGUUUUCAUUGGGUGAGGGGGCGGACGGGUUGAUGUGCGUCCGGUUUGGCAUGUUGACGCCCCAAUCGGACGUCGAGGAGCUGCUUAAUCUAGUGAUAAGGGUGGGACAAUCGGUGGAGGAAAAUUCAAGAGUUUUGGAUUCGAUGGGCGAGAUUGUGAAAAAGGGGAUUGAAACGGCCACCCUUGACCUCCAGAAGGAAAACGAGGAGCGGUUAUGGCAGGAGGGAAUUUUACGACAGGUUCCCGUAGUUGGGACUUUUGUUAAUUGGUGGUCGCCUAAGACUAAAGAGUCGGGAGUAAGGGGGCGGAGUUUGAAUUUGACGCAAGGCGUGGUCGAAUCCACGGAAAACAUCUACAAGUAUCACAUGCAAAUUAGUGGGGCGACGCCUGGGGCGAAAAACCCCCCGACUCCACAGGUCCAGACUCCCAUUGGGGGGAGCCAUUCCAGGUCGAGUAGUCACGCCUCCAGUCAAGGGGUUAAAAUAGAAAAUGAACGAGAGGUUCCUAAAGAUAGUAGUAAGAGGAAAAGUUUGUCACAGACUGAAAAUAAAGUAUUGACGCCUUAAUUUGUUGAUUUAGAGUUGGCGUUGUGUUUUGUUUUUUGUUAUUAAAUAACUCUAAAUUUUUUACAGUAUUAUAUUUUUACCUCGUGUACAUAACUUACAGCUGAGCCCACGGGCUAAUGAAAUAUGUAUUUUGUUUCAAAGCCGUAGUAAUUUAAGAUAGUUUAUAAUGUUUGAGGAGUUUAUUAGGCUUUUUAUUUGUAUUGUUCCAGUUUAUCUUAUUCUAGGUAAAAAGAAUUAGCCUUUAUUCCGCAAUACUGUUUUUAUUACUACUAGAUAGCCUUGUUACUUGCACAUUGAUUCUGAUAAUAUUGUACCAAAGAUGCUUGACAAGCGUUCAUUUUUAAUAAAACAAAUUAUGUCGCAA
Molecule: messenger RNA, 2817 nt
Organism: Tribolium castaneum (red flour beetle)
Lineage: Eukaryota; Metazoa; Arthropoda; Insecta; Coleoptera; Tenebrionidae
Exons: 9
Coding region: 81-2453 (790 amino acids)
Biological process (GO): carboxylic acid metabolic process
Cellular component (GO): intracellular membrane-bounded organelle
Molecular function (GO): pyridoxal phosphate binding; carbon-carbon lyase activity
Source: RefSeq, a predicted model, not a curated record